CCCUUCAAGUUUUUUUGUUUUUUUGGGUUGGGUUGGAGAAUCUCUUCUUCUCCUCGUGGUCUAUUGCUAUUUUCUGACAAGCCCCCCACUGGAGAGGCGCUGAUUAGGCAGAGGCAGGCUGAGGCCGAUGACAAGCACAAACCGAGCCAAACAAAUUAUCCCUGAAAAACUUCGAGCAUCCAUUCAAUUGGGUGUACUCUUCACGACCUCUCUACGAGCCGAACGACGAUUGUUCACGGCCAGGACAAGCUUCCUACCAUCCUCGAUUAACCUCAAACCAACUCUCCCAAAUAGCAGGAUACCGAGCUCUACUCAAACUAUUCUGAUCUUGAGACGAAAGGAAAUUAUCAAGCUGUUUGUUGUUGUCUGCUCAGCCUACGACCGGCCAACCAAUUAUUAUUGUAGCCUGUCCAAGAAAUCGUCUUCACAGCCACCCAGCCAAACCCUGCGAUCUCCCCCGCUCAGCACUCGCCCGUCGAAAUCCAAUGCUAUUAUUGAAACACUCUCCUCCAAGCUAACGACCUCCUCCUUCGCGACUCUACUCCCGCUCACUGCGUCUUCUCGUUUGCCUUUGUCAUCAUCAUCCGCACUAGCACUACGCUCUACCACCAACACCCCACCACCCACCAACUCUGAGCUCUGCAAAAGCUGGAUUCAAUUCACCAAUGCCCUGACUCAGCAGUCCUCCUCCCACCACCAUCCCUCUGCUACAAUCCCUCAUCUCACCACUCCCCAGCCUCGAGCACCACCGGCUCCAGUCAACAGACCCAAAUCCGCCAGUCUUGGCCAACCCAAUCUGUCCCCGCCCUCCCCUGGUGAUCUCUCACCCUCAUCAACCGACUCCUCCGCUGAUAACACCCCUCUCAGUCCACCCCUUCGGCUGCUAAGCGUCGCCGAUCUCCACCUCAACUCACCCGCGAUCUCCAGCCAAAGCUUCCCCCAGCUAACCGGACCUCAUCUCGACCAUAUUCUACCUCUCAAUAAUAACAACAACAGCAGCAGCAACAAUAACAACAACAACAACAUAAACAACAACAACAAUAGCAGCAGCAACCUUGUUCAUUCGUCCCCACAAACAAACCAUCGGGCCAUCACAAAUCAUCACCGUCACCCUUCCCUUUCUCGAUCCAACCUGCCCUCCCCCUCGCUCACCUCUGGCUACGGCUUCGGUGAACUUGCCGGGGCGCUCGGUGUCCGCCCGGAGAUUCGCAAAGUGAGUGACAUGACCAUCCACUCGGCCGACCAUCCACCUUCGCCUGUCGAUCCAAUCAAUCUCGAUCAAACCCGCCAUCACCAUCCUCCGCCGCCUCCUCAAUCAGAACCCCUUCGGUCAGAUGCCCUUCUCGGCCAUGACCAUGCUGAGAUCGUCCACCAGUCUCAUCAUCAAUCGACUGCCGUCGGCGUCGACUCUCGGCUGGAACGAGCGCCCAACACUCUCUCCGAUUUUCAACCUCCCUCAUCAUCUUCAUCAUCCAACCUGACGACUACUGCUGAGUCAACCACCGAACAAUCACAGCAAGAUACGAUCAACGAAACCCAUACGAACCUUUAUGCCAGCUCACCAAUCAUCACCCCCUCCAUUCCCACCACCACCGCACCAGCUCGAUCAAACCAGACUCCCUUGCACUCCGAUACCACCAAUCUCCAUCAUUCAUCUUCUACUACUUAUCCUCGCCUACCUCUGCAGUAUUCAACCUCCUCCCAAUCUCAUGCUUCGUUUCAAUCCCAACAAGGACAGAUCAACACUUCUCUCGGGCCAAACCAAUCAGCCUAUCAGUCUGAUUGUAUUUCUUCGUUUGAACAUACCCCUCAUUCAACCGUUGGACUUAAUAAUCCAACCUCUGGCUAUCACCCUUCCCCUUUCAUAGCUCAUCAUCGCCGAAGUCACAGCAAACCCGAUGGACGCAGUAGCAUGUUUGUAAACCCAUUCCUAGGUGCUCCCUCCUCCCAUACCAAUCCAACACCCCCCUCCCCCGGCGCAUCAUCCUCGCAUUCGCAUAGCUUUUAUCAUUCCCACGCCCAACCCCGUUGUUCUUUAACAGCCGCUCCAACACCCACUAGACACCGGCUCAGUAUUUCUUCACAGCCUGGCGGUGCAUCGAGUUCUCCUUCAUUAUUAUCUGGUGCCAACCGACAUCGAUCCUCAUCAACGGCCACUGGUACGGCGCGUGGAUGCGAUCCUGUUCAUCGGUCCGCCAUGGGACUGGCUAGCCCUGAUGUGGGUAGCAGCCCCAGUUUUGGCACAGCUGCCACCGCCAUGGGCCUUCUCAGUCACAUCACUUCCCCCAAUAAUUUCACCAAGGACUCGCAAUCUUCAAGUCACUCAUUCGAAGCCCUGGGUAGAAAGCCCGACAGUAGAGGUAGCGCCAAUCAGCUCGAACAUUCCAAUCAAAUGGAGCAUACCAGUCAUAUGGAGCAUCUCAUCAAGCAAACCGGUCAGAUAGAGCAGACUGCUGGUCACAUGGAGCAUACCACCAGUCAUAUGGAGCAGCCUGGUCAGCUCGAACCAACGAGUCAGACAGACAGCUCUGAUCAAAAACCGUUGCACUCUCUUCACCCACACUCCCCACUCACGCCUGGAUUUGCUGGAAGUGCCUCCUUUAGCUUCGGUAACUCGGCCAGUAAUCGUGUCAAAUGCGAGAUACCACCCAACUCUGAUAUGGCCGACCUCUCAACUGGCCCGGUAGGCUCGUCAAACUCUGCUAUGAAUCCUAUCCCGAUCAACAUGAGGCCCGACUUGGCCAAUCUGAAAGAUGGCCCCGAUGGUCCCAAUGGCAAGCCCGGAUAUCCAUAUGUUGUUCUGAUUCGGUAUGCCAUCUUGGGCAGUCCCAACGGGAAACUAACCUUACAAGAGCUGUAUGAAACGAUCAUGGACCGAUUCCCCUAUUAUCGUACCGCUGGAAAGGGUUGGAUGAACUCGAUCCGACACAACCUGAGUCUCAAUCGCUGCUUCGUCAAGCAGCCUCGACACAUUCUGGACCCUGGCAAAGGUUCUUAUUGGACUGUUGACCUGGAGGCUGAACUAUCCACCUCAAGAGCUCGUGAUCGCAAACGUGCCAGUGGAAGUUCAAGAUCGAGUAUUGGUAGCAUCAGAUCUUUGAAGGGCAGUCGACGUGACAGUCUGAGUGGUGAUCCACGUUCACCAACACUUGACGAGAUUAUCGGAUCCUCUCCAAGUAGGAUGCUUUACAUGUCUGAUGAAGAGACAGACGAGGUUCAUGUUCAACCCCUUGGGAGCUUUGCGCCGGAGCACCCAACCACUUUUGCAGAGGAUGGCGAUGGAGAUACGAUGAUGCAAGGCGGCGAAGGAAGCUUUCAACAGCACCCUUCAACGCCAAUCAAAUCUCCCAAGUCAGGACGAAUCAGUGCCAAGCGAGCACCUAAACUUACGAAAAUGAAGCAACAGGGGUUGAAAGUGCAGGUUUCUGGCAACUCGGAUCUGACCAGCAAUCACCUACCUCCGAGUUCUUGCUCACCCUCAACGCCAGUGACCCCUCAUCAACUGUAUCAUCAGGCGGAUCCAUCUUCUAAUAUUUUACAGAGUCCAUUCCAUCCUCAAGCUGGAUAUGUAUCCAGCCCCCCUGACACGAUCGGACGCACGAUCCCUAGGACCGGGUCUCCUUACCGAGGAAGUACUCUUAUGCGUUCUCCGCUCACUUCGAUUAUGAGCUACUCCUCCAGUUCCCACUGUCCAACCACCGCAACCACGUCAGAUAGCAAUCAGAUCGACCCCAUAUCACCGAGCUCUUCUGCCUACGGUCUCAAUACUGGACUCAGCAGCAACUACCAUCCUUCAUCAACUGCGAUGGUCAAUUGUCGAGAGGGUGGCCCCCCAUCCCAGAAUCCGUUCUCAUUCGGAGCUCACCCACAUUCAGCCUAUCAACCUGGAUUCAAUCCCUUCAGUCCUCCUCUGAUGCACCAUCCACAAUCCAGCCCCUCUCCCGCGAUGGGCGAUCGUCAUCCGGCAAGUGCAGGACCCUGGCCGAGCUCGUUCCAGGCUUCGGCCUAUCCGACCUCUGCCCCGAUCAGGGGCGUAGGGACCAGCCACCAUCAGCCCAGCCAAAGCCACAGUGGGGUCUAUGGCUUCCAGCCGUCAUCGAUGGCGGGCAUCGUCCCCCGACCCAGGUUCUCUGUCUCCGCCGGAGGCAACUCUAGACCCGUCUCCUCCGAGUCUUCGUCCACCAAUAACCCGCCUCAUAGUACGACUGGUCGUCAGACUCCAGCUUCUAACGACUCUGACGCUUCUCGUCGGUCUAGCAUUGGUGGAGGUCCUGGCGGAUCGACUAAUUUCGUUAGGAUCGAUGGCUUCGGUAAUGGGAACCCUGCCGUUGACUCCUUGGGAAGAACUCACUCCUCUCAACCUUUAUAA
Molecule: messenger RNA, 4369 nt
Organism: Puccinia graminis f. sp. tritici CRL 75-36-700-3
Lineage: Eukaryota; Fungi; Basidiomycota; Pucciniomycetes; Pucciniales; Pucciniaceae
Exons: 10
Coding region: 128-4369 (1413 amino acids)
Biological process (GO): regulation of transcription by RNA polymerase II
Molecular function (GO): DNA-binding transcription factor activity, RNA polymerase II-specific; RNA polymerase II cis-regulatory region sequence-specific DNA binding
Source: RefSeq, a predicted model, not a curated record